AUGGGCACUAGAGCACAAAGAGUAGAGGAAGUCUCCAAAAUUACACCAAAGGUUACCAGCAAAGACUCCACCACUUAUCUGUUUCGAUGUUUUCGCAUAAUGGGUCUUUGUAGGACGAAGAAGCACAAAUACUUGCACCUGCUGUGGUCCAUUUUUGUACACUUCAGUGUUACCAUUUUCUUGCCUUCCUCUUUUCUAGUCAGCUAUAUGCGAAAAUCGAGUCAAUUUGAAUAUGAUACCUUACUAACCUCCAUACAAGUUGCCAUAAAUGUCAUAGGUUCUUCGAUGAAAAUAUGUAUGUUGUUGUAUUAUAUACCUCAUCUACUAACAGCUGAGCCCGUAAUGGCUAAAUUGGAUGAACGUUGUAUGGAUGAGGAUGAAAUAGCUUUACUCUAUAAACUUAAAAGUUUGGGUCGCCGUUUGGUGGUUAGUUUUGCUACCUCAUUUUGGAGUUAUGCCACCUCUACGUUUAUAGUAUCUAUACUGGCGGGUCAUCCACCCUAUUCAUUGUAUUUUCCCUAUAUCAAUUGGCGCAACUCCAAAUGGGAAUUUAUUGUGAUUUCUAUAAUAGAAUGGUUGUUAAUGGGUGGUGCUUGUUCGCAAGAAGUGGCCAAUGAUGCCUAUGCUGCUGUUUAUGUUUGUAUGCUAAGGGCUCAUGUGAAUAUUUUACGUCUGAGAAUUAGUAAAUUGUGUUCGAAACCUGAUAAAACUUUGGAAGAUAAUUUGGAAGAUUUGAAGCUGUGCAUUAUGGAUCAUAAGAAUAUUAUAGAACUUUAUAAUAUCAUUACACCCGUUAUUUCCGCUACAAUAUUUCUGCAAUUCACCAUAACUGCCGGUAUUCUAAGCAUUACUCUGAUUAAUAUGAUGAUCUUUGCUAAGGCUGUUUCCUCCAAAAUAGCCUCUUGUUUUUAUGUGUUAGCCGUGGUAGUGGAAAUCUUUCCCUUGUGCUAUUAUUCCAAUUGUUUAAUGUAUGACAGUGAUCGUUUAAGUGAGGAAAUCUUUCAUUCCUCCUGGAUUCACCAGAGUCCUCAGUAUCGUAAAAUGUUGAUAUUUUUCAUGCAGCGUACUCAACAGACCAUAGAAUUUAUGGCGGGUAAAAUAUUCUACAUUAAUUUAAAUAGUUUUAUCAGUAUCGCCAAAUUUUCUCUUUCUUUGUACACUCUAAUCAAGAAAAUGAAUCUUAAAGAGAGACUCGGUUUGCAGUAA
Lucilia sericata (common green bottle fly) is the source of this 1206-nucleotide messenger RNA. Its product is annotated as odorant receptor 42b-like. The transcript is spliced from 4 exons. Gene Ontology annotation, biological process: sensory perception of smell; detection of chemical stimulus involved in sensory perception of smell. Lineage: Eukaryota; Metazoa; Arthropoda; Insecta; Diptera; Calliphoridae. Bases 1 to 1206 code for a protein of 401 amino acids. Gene Ontology annotation, molecular function: odorant binding; olfactory receptor activity. The record is from RefSeq and is a predicted model, not a curated record. Gene Ontology annotation, cellular component: plasma membrane.